UUAGCAGUCUUAACAUUAAAAUGAGUUCCACCUUAUUUGAACCACUGUCUUCAAUCAAAGAGUUUUUAAAUGAUCAAAAUGACAGCUGCAACAUUGACAUUCAAGCUUCUGUGAGGAAAUGUAUGAACUGUCUGAAGGACAGCACUGUGGUGUCUGAUCUCUCAGAAGACCAGCAGACUGAGAUCAAGACCCUACUGCUGUCACUGCUGAGCAAGUCCUCCAACCCAAAGGAGACCAACUUGUUGACUGCCAUCAGCAUCUGCCUGCUGCUUCACCAGAAACCUGCCGAGCCUGCAGCCGCCGAGUUCCUGACCCUGCUGGAGCUGCCGUCCCCUCAGCCUUCCUACCACCAGCAGACACUGCUGCUUGGCCUGUUCGGCUGUGGGAAGCAGGACCUGCUGGGUGUGACCGCUCCGGACCGCCGGCCGAUGUCACUCCACCUCAGCCGCGCGGUGCUGCUCCUCUGCUCCACUCCCUACAACAUCUUCCAGUCGUUCCACCUGCUGGACUUGCUGCUCCACCAGCUGGCCUCGCUGCCGUCGCUGCCGCCGUCGGACGCUCUAACUACCGAGCUGCUGCGUCCGGCGGCGGCAGCUCUUUCCUCCAGCUGGGAGCGCCAGUGUGACGGGCUGCCCGAGCUGCUGACGCGCUGCUGGGCGGCGCUCCUGCAGCUGCACGCUCGACUUCAGCCCGGUGGAGAGUACGUGGACGAGCUGCUGCGACCCCUGGCGGCGCUGCCGUGGAGCAGCAAGACUAAAUUACAUACGCUGUAUGUGGUGUCGCAACACAUCGGCUGCCAGGAGCUUCUGCUCCGAGUGCCGGACCUGACGUCUGGUCUGGUGGAGGCCGUCUCAGGCCACCACCUGGCCUCCAUAAGCACCGACCUCUACCAGGAGGUGCUACAGGCAGCCACAGACGACCAGCUGCCGCAGCUGGAGAGACAGCUGGCCGACCUGCUGGUGUCAGACGAUAGUCAGACGUGUCAGACGGCCCUGCUGCGCUGGCUGCCGGCCGCCGUCCGCUGCCGGUCCGCCUCCGGUCGCCGCCUGCUGACGCUGCUGCCCGCCGACUCGGUCGCCGGCUGGACGGCCCGACUGGCCGCCGUCAGACUGCUCCGUGAGUCGGACGCCGACGCCGGUCCGGACGCGGAGGCGGCGCUGCGGGCCGGUCUGUCCCACCCGGAGCCGGGGGUGCGGCUGGCGGCGGCCGCUGCCUGCUGGGGACGCCGGGCCGUCGACUCGCCGCCGGCCCACCUCUGUCCGCCGCUGCUGGCGGCGCUGGUCUCGUGUUUAUCGGCAGACAGCUCCUCGCUGCGGCACGCGCUGUGCGCCGAGCUGCGCCGUCUGGUGCCGCGACUGAGGACGGCGUGUCUGCGCGGCCGGCCGCCGCCGACACACCUGCUCCGCCUCCUCAGGGGGCUGGUGGACGCCGUCCUGGAGGGACUCUCACCCGGCAGUAGUUUCCAGCGGCGCUGUACCUGUCUGGGGGCGCUCCAGGAGAUCGUAUCCCACCUCUACGCGCUGCCGGCGGGCGCUGGGGCGGCGCGGAAGGGCGUGGUCCCGCCGCAGACUGCCGUCCUGCUGCGGUACCUCGCCGAGCACCGGCCCGGAGGGAUUACCUGGGAUAUCGUGACUCGCGAUAGCCUGCGGACGCUACUACUGUGUCUGUACGACGAGACGGAUGAUGUUCGAGAGACGGCGCUGAAACUUCUCAUCACCUACUGGAUUCCUGCCGGUCUGCUCGCCACCUCCGACCGAGAACAGCUCACCGACUGGGCAGCCCGCCUGGCGGACCGACCCAACUUCCAUGACGUGGAGACCGCGGCCGCGCUGUGUCUUCUGUCGUUCGAGGCCGGUCGGUCGGAGGCUGGCGGGCCGCCGACGGAGCUGCUGGAGGAGCUCCUGUCAGCGGCAGAGGGUCAGGCGGAGGGAGCCAAGAGGGAUCUGUUCAGGGCGGCGAGAGAGGCGCCGGUUCACGGGCGACUGGCCUGCCUGAGGCGGUGUCUGUGCGGGACGGACGGGGCUGGACUGACGCAGGAGAUGGUGGAGAAGUGUGUGAAGUUGUUGGAGGGCGUGGUGGAUACCAUGUUGAAGGCUCUGGCCGGACAGCAGGUGGAUGAACAUGGAGGGACGGCGCCGUCGUUCGCUGCCAUGGGCGAGGCCGUGGAGUCAGUGGUGGCGGCCGCCGGUGGGGACACCACGCGCUCCUCGGCCCUCUCCAACCAGUACCAGCUGGUACUCUCCUGCUGCUGGCUCAGCCUCAAGGAGUGCAGUCUGUUCCUGGGAGAGGUCACCUCCUUCUGCCUCACCGCCGGCGGACCGGGGAUGUCUGUGACCACUCUGCGCGCUGUGGUGGCCACCAUCCGACGAGUGCUUACCGGCUGCCGACACAAAGGAGCCAUCGAGUCGGCGCGACUCGCCUGGAGCCGGCUGAGCACGGCCGCGCUACGGCACGCCAGCGGGGCCGUGCGGGACGUGCCGGCGGCCGUGCUGCGCGGCGUGCUGGCCGAGCUGCGGGCGGGCGGCGCGCGGAGCUCGGCCACACGGCGCGGUGCCGGCCUGCCGAUGUUGGUACAUACCCUACUGGCGGCGGAUAGACAGCCCGGACUGGCUGAUAGUACUGUGUCGGCGCUACUGGAGGUGGCUGCCAGUCCGCUGCCGCCCUCACCCACAACCCCCGCCUCCGCCCCCACCGAACAGCGGGUAGAAGACUGCAGCGCCGGUAGUGAAGCUCUGACCACAGACUCGGAGCCAUCACCAUCCCCCAGCGGUGCAGCGGACGCUGACGGCGCAGAGGCCGACCUGCCGCACACCAUCGCGCUUCACAUCCUCACCGGCCUGAUGAGUGACGCCGUCGUGUCGGCACAGGUGACGUCACGGCUCUGUGACGUCACCUGUGCCGCCCUGGCCGGACUGGCCUCGCCCGUCUGGAGUAUCAGGAACGCCUCGCUGGUGCUGUACGGCGCCGUGGUACCGCGUCUGAUUGGCCAGCGCAAGAGCCGGGACGACGUCUCCGGGCACAACUCAGUGCCGUUCGGUGAGCUGUUCGGCCGCUGGCCGGCGCUGGCCGAGCCGCUGCUGACGCUGCUGGCCGCCGGCGGACCAGCGCUGGUGGCGGCGCUGACGCUGCUGGCCCGAGUGACGGCCGCCGGCGCCGCCGCCGCCGGCUGGACGCCGCUGCUGGAGCGGUACCGCGCCGCGCUGGCGCCCCUGCUCGGCUCUCCAGCGGCUGCCGUCCGUCACCUGACGGCCCGCUGUCUGUCGGCGCUGCUGACCGAGCAGCAGCUGUCCGAGCAGCUGUCCGACCGCGGCGGCGGCUGUAACCGGCUGCACGGGCAGCUGCUGCUGGCGCGGGCGGUGGCCGGUCGACCAGCUCACAGGGCGGCAGUGGCUGAGGUGUGCAGACGUGGGCUGGCGGCGCCUAGUCCGGCAGUACAAUACCUGGCGCUGGAGCUGACCGUCUGCGACUCUGCCGCUGGUGCUGAGCUGGAGACGGCGCUGCGACUGGCGCGGAGAACGGUGCUGGAGGGCGCUGGACGGCCCUGGGAGCCGGGACAUCCGCUGCUGUUCGCUGCAAGUGUGAAAGUCCUGCUCAGAGAGCCGUCCUCGGCGGCUGAGGUGAUCCGCCGCGCCACCGAAUCCUCCAAGAAUCCUACCGCCGCAGACCGUCUCACUGACCCUCUAAUAGAGAGCGUCCACCAGACAGACAGUCCGCCCAGCGGGGAGUGUGCGGUGCUGUGUGCGCGGCGCGCGGGCCGGCUGCUUUCGACCGGCAGUCGCGGCCGGCGUCUGCAGUGGUCGCUGGAGCUGGCGCUGCGGCACCUGGACGGAGCUGCGGAGCUGCGCAGGGCGGUCAGCGCUGAACAGACGGUGCUGGCGGCGCUGCGCUCUGGUCCGGACCUUCUCCCGGCGCUGGCAGCGCUGGCGGCGGGUGGGGAGGACCCCCAACUCCUGCGGGCCGCCUGUGAGAGGACUCUCGCUGACAGCGCGCCCCGGUGUGGUCAGGACGCGCGGCGGCACGCGGCGUGUGCUCUGAGCUCGCUAUGGCCCUCUGUGGUGGCUGCAGGCGCGGAGGGGACGGAGCUGCGCCUACUUCUGCUCCUGGCCGCCGCCCGACUCCUGCAGGAUGAGGAGCAGGAGGUGCGCGCUGCCGCUGCUGCCUGGGCGGCGCCCCUGCUCUCGGGGCGGAACACCACUGACCUGCUCUCCCAGCUCCUAUCAGAGUGCGCCUCCUGUCCCUCAGCACCCUCCCUGGCGCUGCGUCUGGUGGCUCCCUCCCCGCCGACCCCGCGACUGGUACAAUCCGCCCUCAGCGCUGACCACCAGCUCUUCCAACCGGGACCGGACAACCCGAGCUGUGAGCCGGCCCGAAUCCUGUCUGCCUGCGCUCCUCUGGUCUCCAGCGCGACCGAGAGUGGCCCGGAGCUUCACCUGCUCUGGCGGCAGGCGGCGGAGACGGCCGAGCUGUUGGAGAGCUGUGCCAGUCUCGGGGAGCUGACUCGGGUACUGACGGCGCCCGGGGUGUUCGGGGCGGUUGAAUGUCUGGCUGGGGUGCUGGAGCUCCGUCCGCCGCCCGAGAGCGACUUCCCGCGGCUCGGGGAGAGACUGAGAGCGCUACUGAUGGCUGUGAGACGGGGGACCUGGGCUGGGGAGGGACGGGCGGAUCGGGGGGAGGCGCGGGUGACGGCGUGAUCCUUUCGUGUUGUUUUAGCUUGCACUGUUCCUGGACGAUAUGUCAUUCAGACUCCUACGUGCACUGAGCCUGUUUGUGUGUGCCAACUUUGUGCUUUUGCGUAUCAGCGCUCAUACUGCUUUGUUACCUGCAUUGCUUUUUACCCGGAGGUUGCAAUAUUGCAUAAUGUUGCAAUAUGCUGUGAAGCUUACACCUGCUGGUGUUGUUCUUUUACAAGUGUUUUUGUGCAGACUUCUACCUCGCACUUGAACGUUUAUGCAUGGAUAUCUUGCCAACUCAUCCAGUGUUCAUUCUUUCACCUCUGUUUUUUUUUUGUAAGGUGUCGUUUAGGGACCCAGUUGUUGUGCCUUGGCGCUUUUUCUUGCAAACGGUUGCAAGGUGCCAGUGUUUACGCACAACUGCCCAUUGGGGUGUCAGUCACAGGUUGUUGAUUUUUUUUUAUGCCAGUGCAAUAAAGAAUGUAAAUCAA
Amphibalanus amphitrite is the source of this 5161-nucleotide messenger RNA. Its product is annotated as thyroid adenoma-associated protein homolog. The transcript has 6 exons. The record is from RefSeq and is a predicted model, not a curated record. NCBI's taxonomy places the organism in Eukaryota, Metazoa, Arthropoda, Thecostraca, Balanomorpha, Balanidae. Gene Ontology annotation, biological process: tRNA methylation. Gene Ontology annotation, cellular component: cytosol. Bases 21 to 4691 code for a protein of 1556 amino acids.